GAGUAAUAAGAGAAUGCUGUUCUCAUAGAAGGAUGAUUGUAAGUGUAUUGCUAUGUACGUUUGAAGAUCUCCGUAUCAUUGAAAGGAAGAAUGACUCUCGAGGAGAAACUACAGCGAACAAGCAACGUCUAGAAAUGUUAUGCAUGCAAAAGGAAAGAUCAGUUGCUGAAAUAUAGCGUGUGCUAUCUAAGGCGACAUGAGGCACGUAAUUAGAAAAAUCCCAUUCAAAUUAAUCGACAACCAGCGUAUAAGAAAUCAACAAAAGGAAAUCAUUUCAUUAUAACGUGGAAUAGAAAGAACCAGAACAAAGCACAGGCAUGGAGCCAGCUGUUACCAUGAGAUCAGUACUGAGCCUGAAGCUGGAAAGAGAGAGAGAGAGAGAGAGACUAACACCCGAGUAGCGCCUUCUGCGUCGGCACAUUUCCACGGUAUUUCACAGGAAACCAAAGCUUGAGCUCUCUUUAACAGCUGUGCGGUGUUUGUUGGCUUCAGUGCUCGUGUUCAUAAAAAAAAAUGAAAGAAAAAGAAAGCAAUUGAUGAAGUAUAGGAACGAGGAAAAAAGAACAAACAAAGCGAUUCCUAAAAUACGUGGCAAGCCACUACAAGGUGCAUCAUCGCUUCAUCGCGCAGCACGGCGAAAGUGGCAGUAACGACGAACUUAGGAGCAACAGAGCUGUCGAGAAGUCACUCUCAGGAGCAACAGGCGACUCUCGGAACGAACAAGAUGGUCGCAAAGAAAGACGCAAGCUUCUUUGUCCACAGUGAAGCAACUGUCCGCGAUAUUGCAACGAAGGUGGUGGAGACACAGGAGGAAGACAACUCUUUCUUUAUAUGUGACCUGCUUGAACUGAAGAGGACGCUCGAGCUAUGGCGCCAGCAGCUGCCAAGGGUGAUUCCAUAUUUCGCGAUAAAGUCGUGCACAGAUCGCAUCGUCAUUCGAACUCUGGCGAUGGAAGGAGUCAACUUUGACUGUUCGAACAAGAGGGAAAUUCAAACCGUCCUGAGCACUGGAGUCGAUCCUAGCCGAAUCAUCUACGCAAAUCCAGCAAAACAAUCGUCUCACUUGGAAUUUGCUGAAAGCGCUGGCGUGACUUUAAUGACCUUCGACUGUUUGGAAGAACUGCAGAAGAUUAAGGACAAGAAUGCCAGGUUACUGUUGAGGAUUUCACCGCAAGAAGAAAAUCGGGAAGAACGAAUGGCACGAAAAUACGGUUGUCGUUCUUCCGAAGCUGAACAUAUUUUACGUGUUGCCACUGACGAGGGCCACACUGUCGUCGGCAUUGCCUUUCAUAUUGGUGGAAGACAUUUCAAUUACGAGAGCUAUCGCGUUGCCAUUGAGAAAGCAAGGCAUCUGUUCGACCUCGGCGCUCAGAUGGGAAUUGAAAUGACAGUGCUCGACAUAGGAGGAGGAUUUCUGGGAAGCACCCGGAUGCGAGAUUCCUUCAUUCAAGUGUGCGAAACUGUGCGAUCAGCCUUGGAUGAGCACUUCCCGGAGUCUAGCGGCACAUAUAUCAUGGCCGAGCCAGGGCAGUACAUGGUGACAUCCUCAUACACGCUGGCUGUCAAGGUGGUCGCCAAGAGGACGAGGCAAAUGAGCGUCGAUGGAGAACUUCGUCCGUACCACGACGUUUACAUAAACGAUAGCAGAGAGAACUGCAUUCCUCGGGGAAAUUACGAUAUCUUGAGCAUCAGAUAUCACCCGCUCAGCCCCCCCCACGAACGUGUGGCCAAGGACCUGACGACGCUGUGGGGUGCCACGUGCCAUCCCAUGGACAAAUUCGAAGACCACGUGCCAUUCUACGAGGUCUCCGUGGGCGAGUGGCUCCUUAUGGACAACGUGGGUGCCUACGGGCUGGUCAAGGCAUGCGGCUUCAACGGAACCGGCUUUCCGCCGGUCCACUACAGGACUUUGGCAGCUGACGUCCCUCGCGUCUGCAGCAUUAUCGAGGAGUCGCACAUCUUGCCGGGCUACAGUCAACCGCAGAGCGUCGUGAUGGAGGAGGCUCAUUGAGACAACGGUCGAAACCGUACAGUUUCAUACUGUGUUUAGAGUAUAGCUGGCUAGAGGAAUGUACUUCAGGGCGACCUCUCUGCGUCUCGCAUCACUAAAAAUUUCUCUCUCUCUUUUCUAUAUCUAUUGCAUAUUAUACGGAGAUUACAAGAAAUAAAUAUGGCCGUGGUGUACGAAAAUCAUGGGAAUCAUGAGUCGCGCAUAAAGCAUAUAUUGUUUUGCGAUUUGUAGCGCCUUUGUUGAGGAAACACAUUGCAGAUUCUUUUGUUUGUCUUGUUCAAUAUUUAUUAAUGCUUAUAGAGACAUACAAACACCAGACAAAUGAAAGAAAAAAGGUGUCAUCCACCCGAUUGUAGCCCGAAGCUACAAGAUAAUUCGUACGGUUUUGUCAGACAAAGGCUAUGUCUUCAAAACUAUACAAUCAGGGUAUUCCAACAACGGUAGCGAUAUGAAACCAAAAUUUGAAGAGCAAAAAUGAUUUAAAGGAAGUGGCCGCGCAACGAGCCAUUAAACGAGAAAAAUAUUACGCGCCAGGUUCAGUGAUGGUUGGACGGCCCUGUGAAUUCGAGAUCAGUAUCACAAAUUCGAGACUCAUUCAGAUAUUUCGCCCCCUCCCCUCCCCCAUUCAGAGGCGCCGAUCUCGACACAACGUCGAAUAUUGUGACGCAUAGCUUACUUCGUGUGGCCUAUCGUUUGCAAGCUGGGCGAAGCGGAUGACAGCAGCGCUCUUGCUAUCGUCUGGUUAAAAAAAAAAAAAAAAAAAAAAAACAA
Molecule: messenger RNA, 2782 nt
Organism: Dermacentor andersoni
Lineage: Eukaryota; Metazoa; Arthropoda; Arachnida; Ixodida; Ixodidae
Product: ornithine decarboxylase-like
Cellular component (GO): cytoplasm
Molecular function (GO): ornithine decarboxylase activity
Source: RefSeq, a predicted model, not a curated record